Molecule: messenger RNA, 2007 nt
Organism: Eublepharis macularius
Lineage: Eukaryota; Metazoa; Chordata; Lepidosauria; Squamata; Eublepharidae
Gene: POLR2L
Product: RNA polymerase II, I and III subunit L
Exons: 3
Coding region: 252-455 (67 amino acids)
Biological process (GO): transcription by RNA polymerase II; tRNA transcription by RNA polymerase III; transcription by RNA polymerase I
Cellular component (GO): RNA polymerase I complex; RNA polymerase II, core complex; RNA polymerase III complex
Molecular function (GO): DNA-directed RNA polymerase activity; DNA binding; zinc ion binding
Source: RefSeq, a predicted model, not a curated record
UUUCCCGAUCCGUCACGAAGAGACUUUCUCUAGAAAGCCGUCGACAAUAUUUCUCGAGAGUGUUGGGCAAGACCGCCCUAGACCUUCGACGCGGCUGACAGAGGCUGCAAAGGGCUCAUCACGGCCUCCCCUUUUCUUUGUGUAAUAGUCGCGCCCGAAGAAGAGGGGGCGUGACGGUUGCAAAGCGUGCAACGGCGGCAGCGCUUCAACCGGGACUGAUUUAGAACUGGUGCGAGCGCUGUUGUGACGCCAUGAUUAUACCCGUGAGGUGCUUCACUUGUGGCAAAAUAGUCGGAAACAAAUGGGAGGCAUAUCUUGGCCUUUUACAAGCAGAAUACACAGAAGGUGAUGCCCUAGAUGCUCUGGGUCUGAAGAGAUACUGCUGUCGGCGAAUGCUGCUUGCCCACGUGGAUCUGAUUGAGAAGCUCCUGAAUUAUGCCCCUCUGGAGAAAUGAAUAGGAAUGUUUGAGACUACACACUGAAUUAACGUGCUACUAGAAAUCUUGGAGCGAAACUGGUGGGUUUUCAGAUGCAGACCAUGUCCAGGAAAUGAUUUCACUCUGGACACACUACUGUCCCAGCCACUAACCUCUUCAAAGAAAAUUACUGAAAGACUGAAUCUACUUACAUGCAGCUGGGGACUGUAGUUUUAAUUAAACCAGGGAUGAAAGUUCACCAGAAUCCUUUGGGGUUUUGCAAAAUAGUGAAUUUUUUAUUGUACUUUUGAGUUAUUGGCAGGAAUGUUAAUAAAGGUUGUUGGAGAAUGCUAGAUGCAUACUAACCUUUUAGAUUACUCAGCCCCUGGCAUCUACCAAAAUGAAGAAAAAAAUUAUUCUCAAGUAUUCAUCUGCAGAACUGUUGCAUGAGAUGAAGUUACCUUUAAGAAUUGAAAUCUUGUUGAGUGACAAGUUCCAUAGGGUUUGAUGUGAAAAACUAAUAAAAAAUGAAAGAUGAAUUUGACUUGCUUAGAAAAACACUACACUAAGGAAACAUUCUCAGAGCUGCCCAUCUGUAUUGCUAAGCCAGCCUCUUAAUUUCUCUUACAUUGUAAAACAGGCAGUCCAUUUUCCAGAGCUGGGUAGUAGGCUUCAGAAGAAAACCACUGGAAUUUAGAGCAACUGUGGGGCCUGCUUUUCCCCCUGUGUAUUUCCUAAAUAGCAUUACACUUAGGAAGAGAGAGGUUCAUUAGUUGCUUGUAGCUGGUGCCACAUAAUUCAGAACUGCAACAUUAGAAAGAGAUAAAAGUAUGUACAUACUUUCAAGCAAUACACCUCUUCAUCAACUGUUCAUCCUGAUUAAGAAUGCUAUGUCAUUCAGAGCCUUGCAUGUAUCUUACAAGAGGCAUUGCCACUGUUUAUUUGGGAUGUAAUCUCCAAUUAUCAGUGCAAGGAACAAUCAUUUUGUUAGACUAGAAAAUAAAUAGGUGUCUGUCAUUUCCAUGACCGAUAGGGAAAACAAGCUUAAUCAUCUGUGGAAAAAGAUCUCCUGAAACUUCUACCUUCCACAGAUUCUGGAACGGUAGCAAACUAGAAACAUUCUAGAAACCAGAAAGAAGGGUCAACCACAGAAAAGGUCCAUGAAUGGGCAUAGGCUGUUUGUGCCUCUGAGUGGAGCUGGUUUGCUGUGCCCCGCCAUACAAAUUCAUAUGGGGCAAAGAUGGUUCUAGGCCAAGAAAGACAAACGUUUUCUUAAUUUCAUAAAUAUUGCACGAAGCACUAUUUGGAAAGAUGCUGAGAUGUUGAACCGUUGCCCUAGAACAGAUUGGAUGUCUCCAAGCACGUACUUGUCAAGUGCAUGCAGCAAAAACAUACAGAAAUACUCCUGGUAAGUUCUCGGCUCUGUCACCCCUCCCCCUUUACAGAUCCAGUAUAACCCAUGCAAAUAUAUUGUGGAGAAAAUGCAAUGUUUGGAAGGAAAGGGGAAUUUAGUGACUGCAGAAGUGGCCUCCACUUGUUUUUGACACUGUUACGGUUAUGCCAAUAAAGGUUCUGUCUUGUCUUGUCUUGA